Molecule: messenger RNA, 2752 nt
Organism: Xiphias gladius (swordfish)
Lineage: Eukaryota; Metazoa; Chordata; Actinopteri; Istiophoriformes; Xiphiidae
Gene: sdf4
Product: stromal cell derived factor 4
Exons: 7
Coding region: 348-1421 (357 amino acids)
Biological process (GO): calcium-ion regulated exocytosis
Cellular component (GO): endoplasmic reticulum
Molecular function (GO): calcium ion binding
Source: RefSeq, a predicted model, not a curated record
AAGCCCCUGUUUGGGCAGUCACUCCUUUGCGCCACAAAUUCCCGACAUUAGCGGCAUAUUAGUUAGCAAGAGGUUUACCUUGAAAGUACUGACGGGAAGUUGGACGUGAGAAUGUGGCUAUCUUACUACAACUAAUUGGACCAAGGCUACCGGCUAGCGGCUGACAGUUUGAGUGAAUUAACGCAAAGUGGAACAUCGGCACGGACUUUGUGGCCGACCCGGGUCUCUCUGGUUUUGUUUUCGACUGAGUCGUCCCACAUUUUGGAGUGGGGUUACGGUUGUGGGGGCCACGUGUACAGGAACUAGAGCUUGACAGCUCUCACUGACUGGAUUCACAGCAGGCAAUCAUGGCUGUCUGGAGGAAACUGUGGUGCAGAAACCUCAUGGCUGUGUCUGUGUUGUUCUGUGUCCUGCUCCACACCAUGGAUGUGCACGCACGGCCAGCUAACACGUCAGCCCCUAAAGAAAAGCCUCCAGCCAGCAAGGACGAAAACGAGAUUCUUCCCCCAGACCACCUGAACGGGGUGAAGAUGGAGAUGGACGGCCACCUCAAUAAGGACUUCCAUCAGGAAGUUUUCCUGGGGAAAGAGAUGGAGGAGUUUGACGAGGACUCAGAGCCAAGGAGGAACAGGAAGAAACUUAUUGAAAUUUUCACCAAAGUUGAUUUCAACAAGGACAGGAGUGUCAGCGCCAAGGAGAUGCAGCGCUGGAUUAUGGAAAAGACGGAGGAGCACUUUCAGGAGGCCAUGAAGGAGAACAAGAACAGUUUCCAUGCUGUUGACCCAGACGGCGACGGUCACGUGACAUGGGAUGAAUACAGAGUCAAAUUUCUGGCCAGCAAAGGUUUCAAUGAAAAAGAAAUUGCUGAGAAAAUAAAGAAUAAUGAGGAUCUUAAACUGGAUGAGGAAACUCAGGAGGUUUUGGAAAGUCUGAAGGACCGCUGGUUUCAAGCGGACAACCCUCCAGCUGACCAGCUGCUGAAUGAGCAGGAGUUCCUGUCUUUCCUCCACCCUGAGCACAGCAGAGGCAUGCUGAAAUACAUGGUCAAGGAGAUUGUUCGGGACUUAGACCAGGAUGGUGAUAAGAAACUGACCCUGUCAGAGUUCAUCUCUUUACCCGUGGGCACCGUGGAGAACCAGCAGGCUCAGGACAUCGAUGACGACUGGGUUCGUGAGAGGAAGAAGGAGUUUGAGGAAGUCAUCGAUUCAGACCACGAUGGCAUCGUAACUAUGGAGGAGCUAGAGGAGUACAUGGACCCGAUGAACGAGCACAACGCCUUGAACGAGGCCAAGCAGAUGAUUGCCGUUGCAGAUGAGAACCAGAAUCAUAAUUUGGAGCUGGACGAGAUUCUCAAGUACAGCGAAUACUUCACAGGCAGCAAGCUCAUGGAUUAUGCCAGAAAUGUUCACGAAGAGUUCUGAAGACAAAUUCAUCCUCCUCCGUCUGCUCAGCAAGGCAGGACAGCAUACUACAUAUGCUUCAGGGACAAGCCAAUAUGGGGGGCAACCUAAUGAUAGGAUGUUCUAGUGUGCAAUUCUGUGUUUAAAGCCUAGCCUCAAUGGCCUCUUUCACUGCUGACUCCAGUUAAUACACCCACCCUUCAGCCCUGGACGGUCUGCCUUCUGUUUGCCAUUGGACUUUUUGAGCUUUUAAAUGUUGAGGCACUGCAUCAACUCCAAAUUUCUUUGUCUUAUAUUGUGAAAUGUGUGUAUAUGAGGAAUUUUAAACCCUCUGUGGAUUUUCUGGUGCAGUGGUGAGAGAGACUGGGCAGCUAGGUGAGCUAUUUGUGCUGCAGGAACUGUUGUUUUUAGCUGGUGUCUCUGUAAACAGUGUAAAUAUUAAUCGUCACAUACCAAUGCAAAAGGCUCUAAAAAUAAAUAUAAUGCUGCUGAACGGAACAACCCUUCUAGAGAGAUCAUAUCAGCAUAAAAAAGAGUUGGAUAGUAUCCGUCCUUAUACACUUAUACACAGGGUAUUGUAAAAAUAGAAGUGUAGGUUUAACAAAAAUGCCUCAAUAACAUACAGCUAUCCUACUUAGCACAGACUUCCGCUCACAAUUUAUUGUCAAAGUAGCAAGAACUUAUGAUGGAGGAAAAUACAUUUAAUAUAUAAGGACAAUGUGUCUUUUUAACACCAGAAAUUUGGACUGAUUGAAGGAAAAGCACAGGUGUCACCAGUAACAUUAACAGUGUCUCCAAAAUGGAAGAUACUGUUUACAUAAUUAGUUUCACCUGUGUGUGUCAGGUCAGAACGUCUCCUGUGGUAAAGGCCUGUUGUUUUUCUUAUCAAAGCUUUGGUUAAGAUGCUGAUAAAGAGGAAUUUCUUUUAUUUGGCUGGUAUAAUUUUGAUCAGCUGCAUUUUUGAAUUUCACACGGAUUAUCACUUUUUUUUCUUUUUUUUUUUUUUUAUUGCAGUGAAGGCUCGGUGUCGGCGUCUUUGUCUUUCCUCACAAAGGAUUAAAAGUUCACUCUGCCGUAUGUAGCUGUUAAAUUUUGAAUGCUCUUGGUUAAACCAUACAAUUCCACUCUUACCAUGUAUUUAAAUGCAUGAACAAACAAACAAAUGGAAUUACAUUCCUCAGUUUUAAUGCGAUUUUCAAUAACCUGCGAAAGCGUUUUGAUCCCGCUGCAGCCUCCUCUCUCCUCGGCCCUGUUUGGAUUGUAAGAUAAGAUUUAUCAUAACAGAAUGUGACAGCUCUAUGAAAUGUAUUGCAAACAUACUGGUAAACAAUAAAUAUUUCUUAUCAAGUGAA